Molecule: messenger RNA, 1018 nt
Organism: Eriocheir sinensis (Chinese mitten crab)
Lineage: Eukaryota; Metazoa; Arthropoda; Malacostraca; Decapoda; Varunidae
Exons: 2
Coding region: 198-986 (262 amino acids)
Molecular function (GO): nucleic acid binding
Source: RefSeq, a predicted model, not a curated record
AGAACACUGCCCUCGGUGCCUUCAGGUCCUCUCCCACCCUGGCUCUGUAGGCAGAGGUGGGCCCUCCCUCACUAAACCACAGGCACAACAUUAAGACAGUCACCACCUUCCACAAAGUGACAUUCUUUCCUCACUCCACUCCCAAAUCAGGCCUACCCAUCCUCACACACCUUUCAUCACCCAAGCCCUCUUUGUCUAUGUACACCUCCCUCUGUGUCACACCUCCACUUUUCUCACCACUGAAAUACUUCUCACCCCAAGCUCUAUGGUUCCCCUUUUCAUCCUUCAUUUCACGUGACCUUCAGCCACUGUGGACCAAAGCAGGUUGCCCGUACCAGGGUAAGGCCCUCUUCCUCUCCCUUCUCUCCACUAAAUACAAAGACACCUUCAUUUUCACAGAUGGCUCACACAUCCCUUCUUCCCUGCCCACCAAUGCAGCCAUCUACCUACCAGCCUUACACACCUCCACCAAUUGCAAACUCCUUCCACACAUCACAAUCCUGGGGGCAGAGCUCUUUGCCAUCAAGGAAUGCCUCAAUACUUCCACGGCACUCCCCCCACACCAACCAGUCUCCCUCUUUACAGACUUCCUCACUCCACUCCAACUCCUCUCCACUCACAGACCUCAUACACACUACACACCGUGCUUCACCAUACAUUUACUCCUGGCACAGCAGAUGGGCCCACCUUCAGUGGGUACCCUCACAUGGCAGCAUUGUGGGCAACAACGUGGUGGACCAAGUGGCCAAUCUGGCACACUCAAAUCCCUAGCCUAUAGAGUGGCCACCAGACCACAGUGUCAUACUGACUCACCUAAGACAGACCUCCAACAGGCACUGGACCACCAGAGUGACACAUGCCGUCAACCCAGGCCAACUCUAGAGGACCUGCUGGGCAGCGACACCCUCCGCCCCAACACUGCCUUCCAAGCCCUCAAGUGUACAAAGACCUUCCUGCAGAAGUCAGGUCAACUUGACAGGAUCUAGUCCUUACCCUGGUGGCAGAACAACAAACCAAC